This is a messenger RNA of Lymnaea stagnalis (great pond snail), 219 nucleotides long. NCBI's taxonomy places the organism in Eukaryota, Metazoa, Mollusca, Gastropoda, Lymnaeidae. The record is from the annotation of a GenBank genome assembly.
CAGGCAUUUGUCGAGGUGGACCCCAGCCAUCACUGUUGCAUAUUUGUCACACCCUCGCUGCCAUUUUUUGAAAAUCGAAGUAUUAAAAUGCCUCAUCAUGAUUUGCCGUUUCAGGCAGAAUAUGCGAAAAGUGGUAGAUCAUCUUGCAAACUCUGCAAAAAGACAAUAAGUCAAGAUUCACUGAGGCUUGCUGUUAUGGUGCAGGUAUGUUUAGUUUAG